This is a messenger RNA of Meira miltonrushii, 2860 nucleotides long. Its product is annotated as actin-like ATPase domain-containing protein. Gene Ontology annotation, molecular function: ATP-dependent protein folding chaperone; ATP binding. Bases 62 to 2782 code for a protein of 906 amino acids. The record is from RefSeq and is a predicted model, not a curated record. Lineage: Eukaryota; Fungi; Basidiomycota; Exobasidiomycetes; Exobasidiales; Brachybasidiaceae. Gene Ontology annotation, biological process: negative regulation of hypoxia-induced intrinsic apoptotic signaling pathway; cellular response to hypoxia; endoplasmic reticulum unfolded protein response. The transcript has a single exon. Gene Ontology annotation, cellular component: endoplasmic reticulum chaperone complex.
CCAUCAGCAAGUCCUUCAAUUCUAUCAAGCAAAGAUGCGAUUUGAUGGAAGGAGGAUGAAGAUGUCCAACAUGCUAACAGCAUUGUUGGCAAUCACAAUUCUAAGUAUCUCAGCUUGUCAUGCUAUGGGCGUGAUCGGGAUCGAUUAUGGAACAGAAUCAAUGAAGGUCUCUCUAAUGAAACCUGGAGAACCUUUUGACGUUGUCCUUUCACGAGAUUCAAAACGAAAGAUCCCAUCUGCCGUCGCAUGGAAAGUACAAGAGCGUUUAUAUGGUAGCGAUGCAGCAAACCUCGCUUCCCGUUAUCCCGGUGAUACAUUUAUCGGAGCAAAGUUCUUGCUCGGAAGAGAGUAUGACGAUGAACGUGGCAGAGCAAGACAUGCGGGCUUAUUGAACACAAAGCUGGUACCAAACGCACAGAGGAAUGAUACAACAAUCGCAAUCGAACGUGAGACAGAUUACACUAUCAACAAAGAAGGUGCAGAUGUCUACUCGAUCGAAGAAAUCGUCGGAAUGCAGCUCAGUCAUGGAAAAGCAUUGGCAGAGGAGCAAGCUGGAGAAGAAGUCAUUCGUUCAUUCCCAGGAACCAUUGGAACAUACGGAGGUCUAGAUGUUGCAAUCACAGUUCCUGUCUUCUACACAGCAGCAGAACGACAAAGCCUUUAUGAUGCAGCACAAGUUGCAGGUAUGAAGCCAAAGCUUGUUUCAGAUGGAGCCGCUGUCGCAAUCAAUUAUGCAAUGACUAGAACAUUCCCAAAGCCUGAAAAGCAUAUGAUCUUUGACUCCGGUGCGGGAUCUACCAGUGCUACCAUUGUUGAAUUCAGUACAAAGACUAUUCAAGCUGAUUCAAUUUUGUCCAUUGGAGCAACACAAAAGGAGGCAAUUGUGGUCGAUGUUCUCGGCGCUGGCUGGGACAGAGAGGCGAAUGGAAUGGUCCUGGAUGUCAUUGUACGUGAUGAGCUGGCAAGACAAUUUGAAGAGAAGAAUGCUGGCAAGAUCAGCAAGCCAUUGUCUCAACAGCCAAGAGCAUUGGCACGUUUAUUGAAAGAAGCCAACAGGGUGAAGCACAUCCUUAGUGCAAACAGUGAAGCUUCUAGCUACGUCGAGAUGCUAGCCGACGAGAUUGAUUUCCGUGGCUCUCUAUCCCGUCAACAAUUCGAAUCACUCGUCGAAAAGGCCGGUCUCACACCUCGCUUUGGUCAAGCAGCAAAGGAUGCAUUAGAUCAAACAAAGGUCUCACUCAAGGACAUCACAUCUGUCAUUUUGGUGGGAGGUGCUACCCGUAUUCCUCUUGUCCAAGCCAGUCUUCGUUCUGCCGGUAUUCCAGAAGAUAAGUGGGCACAAAAUGUUAACGCUGAUGAGGCAGGUGUGAUGGGUGCCGCAUACUUUGGAGCUUCGUUCAACCCUCAAUUCCGUAUGAAAGCAAUCAAGGCAAAUGAUGGUACUCCUUAUAGCAUCGUAUUACGCGAACAAGACGGAAAAGCCGAAACUAUCUUCCCUGCAGGUGCUGUUGAGGAGACUCUCAUCACAAGGACAUACCCUGGUGCAACUGAUGAUCUCAGUAUGCAAAUCUCGUAUGAUCCAUCAAUCAACAGCGAAAAGCUUGAUGGUCAGCAAAACGCCUUGUAUUCGAUCGAACUUGCUGACGUUCACAAGAACCUCGCAGAGCUCAAGACAGAGGGACAUUUGGACAACGUGCAAACGUCUGUUAACAUCACUCUUGCCAGUCAGCCUCUCGGUGUGGUAAGAGUAGCCAAUGCUUAUCUACAUGUCAAGCAAAAGUCAGGCGGGGUUGUCGGUGCUUUGAAGGGCUUCUUCAACGUUGGAGGUUCUGCCGAGGAAGAGACUGAAGAAGAAGCCAACAAUGCUACCACAGCUGAUGCGGACGCAGAUGCUAAUGACAACUCCACAACGACCAAGAAAGAGAAGCCUGCCAAGAAGCAACCUCCUACCGAGCGUCACAUCGCUUUGACUGGAUCAAUUAAACCUGCCGGUAGCGUUCAUCCAAUGUCCACUGGCGAGCUCAAGACAGCUUCUGACCGCUUAUACGUGGCAGACGUUGUGAUGCGCAAGAAAGCAGCUAGAGAAGAAGCAAGAAAUGUGUUGGAAGCAUACAUCUACCGUAUUCGCGACACCGUUGACGAAGAAUACUUUAAGAAAGCUAGUAAGAGUGCCGAACGUGAUUCGAUCAAAAAACGGAUCCAAGAAUUGAACGAUUGGCUUAAUGCAGCUGAAGGUGAUUCUGCUGAAACAGCAGCAUUGAAGGUCAAACGUGUCUCCUUAGAAACAUUGGUUAGCCCGAUCGAAAAGCGAAUCAAUGAACAAAGAGUUCGUGGUAAGGCUGUUCGUACAUUCGAGAAAGCUCUAACGCAAGGCAAAACAUUCUUGACCGAGGCAAGAGCCAAUUUGACAGAAGCCAUGCAAGCCAACCUAGCCAGCAAAUUCACUGCUUCUGAAUUGGACACGUUUGAACAUCAAUUGGAGAAAGACUCUAAAUGGUUCGAAGAGAAAAAGAAAGCACAGGAUAAGCGUGCUUUGGAUGAAGAUGUUGUAUUGCCAAGCGCAGAAGUUGAAAAGAGAGCAAAGAAGUUGACGGACACGAUCAAGAAAUACCAAAAGCGAAGAGUACCAAAAUCUAGACCUGCAAAGAAAGAAUCUCCUCCUCCAACAAAGGCUGAGGAAGAAGUACCACCUCCGCCAGAGCCAGAAGCAAAGGCAGGAGAACAAAAGGGUGAAGAAGAGAAAGAUCAAGCGACUCACCCGCCACGUCAUGAGGAGCUUUAGUUCAUCUCCCAUUAAAUUUGUAAGCAGUAUACGAGCAAAUAGAAUAAUUGAAACAUGAUUACACGAAUGCUGAGAGAA